This is a messenger RNA of Balaenoptera acutorostrata (minke whale), 3783 nucleotides long. Its product is annotated as ATP synthase subunit a-like. Gene Ontology annotation, biological process: proton motive force-driven ATP synthesis. Lineage: Eukaryota; Metazoa; Chordata; Mammalia; Artiodactyla; Balaenopteridae. The transcript has a single exon. The record is from RefSeq and is a predicted model, not a curated record. Gene Ontology annotation, molecular function: proton transmembrane transporter activity.
UGACAUGCCACAAUUAGAUACAUCAACAUGACUCCUCACCAUCCUUUCUAUAUUCUUAGCCCUCUUUGUGUUAUUCCAACUAAAAAUCUCAAACCACUCCUACUCCCCUAGCCCUAAACCAAUAUACACCAAAACACAAAAACAACAAACCCCUUGAGACACCACAUGAACGAAAAUUUAUUUGCCCCUUUUAUAGUCCCAAUAAUACUAGGCCUCCCUCUUACCACUCUAAUUAUUAUCCUCCCAUCUAUCCUAUUUCCCACACCAAACCGACUGGUCAACAACCGUACAAUCUCCAUUCAACAAUGACUAACUAAACUUACAUCAAAACAAUUAAUAAAUGUACACAGUCCUAAAGGACAAACUUGAUCUCUAAUACUCAUCUCACUAUUCCUAUUUAUUGCCUCUACUAAUCUCCUUGGAAUAUUACCUCACUCAUUUACACCUACCACACAACUCUCAAUAAACGUAGGAAUAGCUAUCCCCCUAUGGGCCGGUGCCGUUAUCACAGGCUUCCGCAACAAAACAAAAAUAUCCUUAGCACAUCUGCUACCACAAGGUACACCCACCUUUCUCAUUCCUAUAUUAGUAAUUAUUGAAACCAUCAGCCUAUUCAUUCAACCAGUAGCACUAGCCGUACGACUAACUGCCAACAUCACAGCAGGUCACUUACUAAUACAUCUAAUUGGAGAAACAACCCUUGUACUAAUAAAUACCAGUUUAUUAAUAGCCCUCAUCACUUUCACUAUCCUUGCUCUAUUAACCAUUCUUGAAUUCGCUGUAGCCCUAAUUCAAGCUUACGUAUUUACCCUCCUAGUAAGCCUAUACCUUCAUGAUAACACAUAAUGACCCACCAAACUCACUCAUACCACAUAGUAAACCCCAGCCCUUGACCCCUCACUGGAGCUCUAUCAGCACUUCUCAUAACAUCAGGCCUAAUUAUAUGAUUCCAUUUCAACUCAAUAAUUUUACUAACUCUAGGCCUAUCAACAAAUAUCCUAACAAUAUAUCAAUGAUGACGAGACAUCAUCCGAGAAAGUACCUUCCAAGGCCACCACACACCAACCGUCCAAAAAGGACUACGAUACGGAAUAAUUUUAUUUAUCGUCUCAGAAGUCCUAUUUUUCACAGGCUUCUUCUGAGCCUUCUACCACUCAAGCCUUGCUCCCACUCCAGAACUAGGCGGAUGUUGACCACCAACAGGCAUCCGCCCCUUAAAUCCCUUAGAAGUUCCCCUCCUCAACACUUCCGUGCUGCUAGCCUCUGGCGUAUCUAUUACCUGAGCCCACCAUAGCUUAAUAGAAGGAAAUCGCAAACACAUACUUCAAGCGCUCUUCAUCACAAUUGCACUGGGCCUCUACUUUACCCUAUUACAAGCAUCAGAGUACUACGAAGCCCCUUUCACAAUCUCAGACGGAAUUUAUGGCUCUACAUUCUUUGUAGCUACAGGUUUUCAUGGAUUACAUGUAAUUAUUGGAUCAACAUUCCUCAUCGUUUGUUUCCUACGUCAAGUAAAAUUCCACUUUACAUCAAAUCACCAUUUCGGCUUUGAAGCUGUCGCUUGAUACUGACACUUUGUAGACGUCGUAUGAUUAUUUCUUUACGUAUCUAUCUAUUGAUGAGGUUCCUAGUCCUUUUAGUAUUAACAAGUACAACUGACUUCCAAUCAGUUAGUUUCGGUACAUCCCGAAAAAGAACAAUAAACCUUCUACUAACACUAUUAACAAAUAUAACCCUAGCUAUACUACUCGUAUUUAUUGCCUUCUGACUUCCCCAACUAAACGUAUACGCAGAAAAAACAAGUCCAUAUGAAUGCGGAUUUGACCCCAUAGGAUCAGCCCGCCUACCUUUCUCCAUAAAAUUUUUCCUGGUAGCCAUCACCUUUCUCCUCUUUGACCUAGAAAUUGCCCUCCUACUUCCCCUUCCCUGAGCAAUCCAAUCAAACAACCUAAACACAAUACUCACAAUAGCCCUAUUCUUAAUCUCCCUAAUAGCAGCUAGCUUAGCUUAUGAAUGAACCCAAGAAGGCCUAGAAUGAGCUGAAUAUGGUACUUAGUUUAAAAUAAAACAAGUGAUUUCGACCCACUAGACUGUGACUAAAUUCACAAUUACCAAGUGACCUUAAUUCAUAUAAACAUUCUCAUAGCCUUCAGCAUGUCCCUCGUGGGCCUAUUAAUAUAUCGAUCCCACCUAAUAUCCUCAUUACUCUGUCUAGAAGGUAUAAUACUAUCACUUUUUGUCCUAGCAACCCUCACAAUUCUAAGCUCACACUUUACCUUAGCCAACAUGAUACCUAUUAUCCUCCUAGUCUUCGCAGCCUGUGAAGCAGCUAUCGGACUAGCUUUAUUAGUUAUAGUAUCCAACACAUACGGUACCGACUACGUGCAAAGCCUUAACCUCCUCCAAUGCUAAAAUUUAUUAUCCCUACAAUCAUAUUAAUACCCCUAACUUGACUAUCAAAAAAUAACAUAAUCUGAAUUAACUCCACAACCCAUAGUCUAUUAAUUAGCUUUUCAAGCCUACUCCUCCUUAAUCAACUCAACGACAACAGCCUCAAUUAUUCACUAAUUUUCUUCUCUGACCCCCUUUCCACCCCACUUCUAAUCCUGACAAUAUGACUUCUCCCCUUAAUACUAAUAGCAAGCCAAUCACAUCUUAUUAAAGAACCACCAGUCCGAAAAAAACUCUAUAUUACAAUACUAAUCACACUACAAGCCCUCCUAAUCAUAACAUUCACCGCCACCGAAUUAAUCCUAUUUUACAUUAUAUUUGAAGCCACAUUAAUCCCUACCCUUAUCAUCAUUACUCGCUGGGGUAACCAAACAGAACGACUCAACGCAGGACUAUAUUUCCUGUUUUACACACUAGUUGGAUCCCUCCCACUAUUAGUAGCACUAAUAUACCUGCAAAACACAGCAGGAACCUUAAAUUUUCUACUUCUACAACACUGAGCCCAACCACUAUCCACCUCCUGAUCCAACAUCUUUAUAUGACUAGCCUGUAUAAUAGCCUUCCUAGUAAAAAUAUCCCUCUAUGGACUACACCUCUGACUACCCAAAGCACAUGUAGAAGCCCCCAUCGCAGGCUCCAUAGUACUUGCAGCCGUACUACUAAAACUUGGCGGUUACGGCAUGCUACGAAUUACAUCCAUGCUUAACCCCCUAACAGAGCAUAUAGCAUAUCCAUUCCUCAUACUCUCCCUUUGAGGAAUAAUCAUAACUAGCUCUAUCUGUUUACGUCAAACAGACCUAAAAUCACUCAUUGCAUAUUCCUCAGUCAGCCAUAUAGCACUUGUUAUCGCAGCCAUCCUUAUCCAAACCCCCUGAAGCUAUAUAGGGGCUACCGCUCUAAUAAUUGCCCAUGGCCUCACAUCCUCUAUACUAUUUUGUCUAGCAAAUUCCAACUACGAACGCAUCCAUAGCCGGACCAUAAUCCUAGCCCGAGGCCUUCAAGUCUUUCUACCACUAAUAGCCACCUGAUGACUACUAGCAAGCCUAACAAAUCUCGCUCUACCCCCAACCAUCAACCUGAUCGGAGAACUACUCGUAGUCAUAUCAGUCUUCUCAUGAUCAAACCCUACCAUCCUUCUAAUAGGAACAAACAUUGUAAUUAUCGCUCUCUACUCCCUAUAUAUGUUAAUCAUAACACAACGUGGCAAACACACACACCACAUCAACAAUAUUACCCCAUCCUUCACACGAGAGCAUGCCUUAAUAGCCCUACACAUUAUCCCCCUCCUACUCCUAUCACUAAACCCCAAAAUUAUCUUAGGGCCCCUUUACU